Messenger RNA from Musa acuminata AAA Group (dessert banana), 1738 nucleotides. Its product is annotated as purple acid phosphatase 2. Lineage: Eukaryota; Viridiplantae; Streptophyta; Magnoliopsida; Zingiberales; Musaceae. The record is from RefSeq and is a predicted model, not a curated record. Gene Ontology annotation, molecular function: metal ion binding; acid phosphatase activity. Bases 208 to 1608 code for a protein of 466 amino acids. The transcript has 8 exons.
AGUCAAAUCUCUUAUUUUCCAGUCUCAGUCCCAACUCCCAAUCCCCCAUCUCUCCCUCCCCUCUCGCCUUCCAUUUCAUCCGAGCCGAUCCCACCGCACCUGCCUCCGCAUAUUCCCCUGUUUUCUCGCUUCCUAGCUCUCUUAUAUAAGUGACACCAAGAGGCCGAGGACAGAGACGACACAGAGAGCGAUCACGGGAGAGAUCAGAUGGGGAGAUGGUUACGGAUUCCUUUCCUUCUCGGGCUUCUCCUGGCCGUGGUUGUCGCAGGAUUAGUCGACCGGUCCGACGGCGGGGUCACGAGUUCCUUCGUCAGGAAUGUGAAGAAGGCCAUCGACAUGCCGAUCGACAGCGACGUCUUCCGCGUACCGCCGGGCUACAACGCGCCGCAGCAGGUGCACAUUACCCAAGGGAACCAUGAUGGCUCUGCCAUGAUCAUAUCAUGGGUGACCGAGGCUGAGCCUGGCUCCAGUAAGGUUCUUUAUGGCACUGACAGCAACAAGCUUAUCUUCUCUGCUGAAGGCAAGCAUACUCGAUACGAGUUCUACAACUACACCUCAGGCUACAUCCAUCACUGCACCAUCAGGAAAUUGAAGCAUGAUACUAAAUACUACUAUGCUGUUGGCAUUGGACACACAGUUAGAAAGUUCUGGUUCACCACCCCACCUAAAGUUGGUCCAGAUGUUCCUUACACCUUUGGUCUUAUAGGUGAUCUUGGACAGAGUUAUGACUCAAAUAGUACACUGACUCAUUACGAGGCCAAUCCAAAAGGACAGGCAGUGCUAUUUGUAGGUGACCUCUCUUAUGCUGAUAACUAUCCGAAUCAUGAUAAUGUUAGAUGGGAUACAUGGGGUAGAUUUGUUGAAAGAAGUACAGCAUAUCAACCUUGGAUUUGGACCGCAGGAAAUCAUGAGAUUGACUUCGCUCCGGAAAUUGGGGAAACUGUACCAUUUAAGCCAUUCAUACACAGAUAUCAUGUUCCCUAUAGAUCUUCUGGCAGCACAGCUCCUUUUUGGUACUCUAUCAAGCGGGCAUCAGCAUACAUAAUUGUUUUGGCAUCAUAUUCGGCAUAUGGAAAGUACACCCCUCAGUACAAGUGGCUUGAAGAAGAGCUACCCAAAGUGAACAGGAGUGAGACUCCAUGGCUGAUUGUUUUAAUGCAUUCACCAUGGUACAACAGCUACAACUAUCACUAUAUGGAAGGAGAAUCGAUGAGAGUGAUGUAUGAGCAAUGGUUUGUACAAAACAAAGUCGAUGUUGUAUUUGCCGGGCAUGUUCAUGCCUAUGAACGCAGUCACAGAGUAUCAAAUAUAGCUUACAAUAUAGUGAAUGGAAAAUGUAAACCAGUUCGAGAUGAAUCAGCUCCUGUAUAUAUCACCAUUGGUGAUGGAGGAAAUCUAGAAGGGCUUGCUAGCAACAUGUCAGAGCCACAGCCCAGCUACUCGGCUUUCAGAGAAGCCAGCUUUGGUCAUGCUGUCUUUGAGAUCAAGAAUCGAACCCAUGCCUACUACACUUGGCACAGAAACCAGGAUGGAGAUGCAGUGGCUGCUGAUUCAAUGUGGUUCUACAACAGAUACUGGAAGAGUGCGGAUGAGAUCCCAGCAGUGUAAUUGCCGAUCCUUGAUUACAAUGUUGAAGAAUAAAUUGUGGUCUCAAUUUGCAAUGCAGUCUCAACUUUGGAUUCUGUAAUAAAACUCUUUUUUCUGUUAAUUUAGUAAACUCAUUGUUUCUUGACUACCA